Passer montanus (Eurasian tree sparrow) is the source of this 1616-nucleotide messenger RNA. RefSeq lists its product as uncharacterized. The record is from RefSeq and is a predicted model, not a curated record. Lineage: Eukaryota; Metazoa; Chordata; Aves; Passeriformes; Passeridae. The transcript has 6 exons. Bases 18 to 971 code for a protein of 317 amino acids.
CGGCAUUUGCUGUCUCUAUGGCUCAGAAAGUUGCAGAAAUGAUAUACGACGAAUUCAGAAGGAGAAGGAGGGAGAAAACCAACAAGGUCCUGGAAUCUGUGAUAAUCGAGGCCUUCCAGGACCUCAACAAUAAAAUAAAAGCUCUGCAUGAAGAUUUCAAAAAAUUAGAGGAGUCCACAAAGCAUGAGGUUCAAAUACUCAGAGCAGAGCUGGAGAAGAACCCAGAAAACAAAGAGGAGGAAAUUGCAAGGGAGCUGGUAUCAAUGUUAAACAAGAAGCUCCGGCAGCUCUCCCAAAGAAUUCAAACUCUGGAAGAAAAGAUAAAGGAAUGGCCAGAGACCACAAAGAAUGAACUUCAGCUUUGCAGAGUUUACGUGGAAAAGAACCAAGGAAAGAAGGAGGAGGAAAGUUCAAGGGCCCUGCAAUGCAGAAUGGAGACACUACUCCAGCAGCUUUCCCAAAGAUUUCAAACUCUGGAACAAGCAUUACAGUUGAGACAGGCGUUCCCAUAUCAUGAGUUCCAACUUUUCAGAGCAUACCUGGAGAACAACCAAGGGAUAGCCAUGCAGCAAGAAGAGAUAAUUCACUUACGAGUCCUGGAAUUGGCAAGAGGGGAGAGGACUAAUAUAUGGACUGACUCCAGAUGUGCAUUUGGUAUAGGCCCUGCUCAGGGUGCUGUCUGGAACAGAUUGCGUGAAGCUCGAGGCUUUUUCAGGUCAGUGUCUGGAGGAGAAGUGGAAUGGAUCACACCAGGUGCUUCUGACAACCUUCAUGCCAAUCAAGAUCAAAGAACAGCCUGCCUGAACCCACUAUUCAGGAGUAUAGAAGGCAGCCAAAGGAGCAUGGACAUCAGAGCCAGUAGGACCAAGGAUCUUCAAGUUCUGAUGGUGACCUUUGGGGUUCUGAUCAGUAUCAUAAUUCUGGCUCGAAUCUUUAUCUUAGUCCCCUACUCACAUCAGCUGUCACCGUGAUAUUUUCUGAAAAAUCCCUUCACCAGGAUUUCUUCUCCUGGGAAGCUGAGAGGCCUCGGAGAGGAAUGAAAAUGAUAAUUAUCUGAUUGCUUCUUCCUGUUUUGCUGCUUUGGAAUGUGGUCUGGAGAUUGUUUGUCCAACAGGUGGUUGGUUGAUUGGUCUCAUGUGAAUUGUUUUUACUUAAUGAUCAAUCACGGUCCAGUUGUGUCUGACUCUGAGGAGUAAGUCACGAGUUUUCAUUAUCAUUCUUGUUAAGCCUUCUGUUUCUAUCCUUUCUCUAUAGUUUAGUAUAGUUUUAGUAUAGCAUUCUUUAAUAUAAUAUCAUAUCACAAUAUAAUAAAUUAGCCUUCUAAGAAGAUGGAGUCAGAUUCAAUCAUUCCUCCUUCGUCCUGGGGACCCCGAAACUACCACAAUCAGCUAUUCCGGUAUUGCUGGGGAAAAUCUCUCAAAUUUUAAUUUGGCCACUGUGGUUAUGACAGAAAUGAAACACACUCAAAACAUCAUGGGAAGAAGAAAAAUGGGACUAGUAUUUUAAUCAAAUAAUUGGGAAAGAAAUACAGAUAGGGUGUGGAGGAAUCAAUAUGUCCACGCAUGGAAAAGUGACUCGUGUAACUCAAAUCACUGUAAGGGAUUUUAUGGAAUAUA